AUGUAUAAUAAAGAAAAAGAAUAUUUACGUCAAAUUGCCAAAGCAAGUGAGGCAAUAAGACGUAAGCAUCGCAUGUUUAAAUUAGGAAAAGAAGAUGCUGAAAAUAUCUUGACUACAACAUUCAAACCUAUAGUUGAACCUUUACAAAAAAUUAUUUCUAUAAAUGAUAUUAAACUUGAAAAUGCCGACAUUGAAAAGAGAGAAAAGAGAGAAAAGAAAGUUGAAGAGGAAUAUAAUGGUGAAAAUGAUUAUGAUGAUGUUGAAGAUGAUUUUAUGGGUUUUAUGAAUGCUAAUCAGAUUGAUAAAACAAUAAUUCCAGACUUUGAAUAUGAUAAAGUACUAGGAAAAUAUAUUUACUUGAUAAAUCACAAUAGAAAGCAAUGUUUGGAUCAAAUUUAUGGAGUAUACAAAAAUGAAAAUGGAUCGCUUAUGAUGGGUGAUACACCAAUAUAUUUUAAAGAUAAUGUUGUAAAUGUUGGAAACAAACGUUUUAAUAUUACCACUGGAUUGUUGGAACUUUUAUUUAAAAAUAAAACAAAAGACGCAUACAUUAGUGAAGAUGACAUGAAUAAUUAUAAACAAAUUCUUAUUAUGUCAAAUGCACACAAAAGAAAAUAUAAAUCUUCUGAACCCAUCAAUACAAGUAAAAGUUUAAAGUACAGUAAUAUUAUAUCCAAACUUUUUCCAAAUAAUAAUGGAACUUCUAAAGAGCAAUUAAAAACUGGUACAUCUCUUCCAAAGUUUAUGAUUACAAAGCAAAAUUUUCAACCAGACUACAUUUAUUGGGAUGAUCCAAAUGAGUUAGUUGAGCGUUUAAAAUUGCUUACUGCAUCUCAAGAAGCUGGUAAUCCAAGUCACAAUAAUGAAAUUAUGUCCAUUAUUGAGGAGUUACGGGAAGCUAAAAUUAUAUAUUAG
Messenger RNA from Leptopilina heterotoma, 915 nucleotides. RefSeq lists its product as uncharacterized. The record is from RefSeq and is a predicted model, not a curated record. NCBI's taxonomy places the organism in Eukaryota, Metazoa, Arthropoda, Insecta, Hymenoptera, Figitidae. The coding region runs from base 1 to 915 and encodes 304 amino acids. The transcript has a single exon.